AUGGCUCCCAAUCCUAACCAUCCUCCAGCUCGGGGAGCCCCCCUUCCGAGCCGCUCCGUUUCGGGCCCACUUCCGCAAAGCCUGCCACCACGAGGCUCAGCUCCUGAAGUACCUGCCCGCCGCAGAGUCGUUUCAACAGUUGCUCGAAGUAACGCUAUCCGGCGGGCGGCUGGCCCAGAUGGCCCGACUCUGGAACUCAAGGACAUUGAAAUUAAUGGAGACCUAGUCACCCGUGCCCUUGGACUUAGCCCCACUCCUCCUCCAACCCCAAGGAUUGCCGACCAAGUUCCUCCAAUGAGGCCAUCAAACAUCGACUACAAUACCCUCCCUCUACCUCGUAUUCCCCAAGCUUCCUCAUCCAGCCGCCGCCAUGGAAUGCUAUUCCUUGCCCCUAGCUUCCCACUACCUCCUCUUCCUCAAGCUUCAUCAAGCAGCCGUCGUAAUGGAAUGCUUAUCCUUGCCCCUGAUGACCUUCCGGAUGAGCUACGCAACAUUAAACUAGAUGAUGAAAUGACCGAGGACGACCCAACUUGA
This is a messenger RNA of Puccinia graminis f. sp. tritici CRL 75-36-700-3, 534 nucleotides long. RefSeq lists its product as uncharacterized. The record is from RefSeq and is a predicted model, not a curated record. NCBI's taxonomy places the organism in Eukaryota, Fungi, Basidiomycota, Pucciniomycetes, Pucciniales, Pucciniaceae. Bases 1 to 534 code for a protein of 177 amino acids. The transcript has 2 exons.